Molecule: messenger RNA, 1762 nt
Organism: Homalodisca vitripennis (glassy-winged sharpshooter)
Lineage: Eukaryota; Metazoa; Arthropoda; Insecta; Hemiptera; Cicadellidae
Product: mitochondrial intermembrane space import and assembly protein 40-B
Exons: 3
Coding region: 477-902 (141 amino acids)
Biological process (GO): protein import into mitochondrial intermembrane space
Cellular component (GO): mitochondrial intermembrane space
Molecular function (GO): protein-disulfide reductase activity
Source: RefSeq, a predicted model, not a curated record
UAGUGCCUACUGCCUAGCUAGAUCAAGACCGAAUUGAAGAGGAUUGAAUUGCUGAUUCUUUUGGUACAGAAGUGGGUAAUUAUAAAGUAAAUGUUUAAUUUGUAGUUUUCGUGAGAAAUGAGCAACUUUUACUACAUUGAUUGCUUAUUGUACACUCACAAUAACCAAAAAGAAGUUAAUGCCGUCGCUUUCAAGCAACAUGUUAUGUCCUCGGUGAAAACUUUGUUUGGAGAGGUCGGUUUCAGCAGAAACGUAGAUCUGCUCACAUACAAUCCUUCAAAACAACAAGGGAUCCUUCGUUGCACAUCAGACCAUUACGUGAAGCUGAGAGGUGCACUCACACUCUACCAGUCCGGUGAUUGCUCCUUCCGAGUGAUCAACAGCUCUCCCGUUUUAUUAUCACUAGUCUCAAAUUCCCGGACAUACGCUCACUCGUAAUUAAGUGUUGGUUUUGUACAGUUUGUUAGUAAUCAAAAAUGUCUUACUGUCGUCGCGAAGGGAAAGACACUAUUUUGUUUGCCACGAAGGAGGAUCACCAACAGCCGAGCUCGGUCAGUAUCCCACCGCCCGAGCCGGGUCCAGGGCUGAUCAUGCCCGACGGGUCCAUCAACUGGAACUGUCCUUGUCUGGGUGGGAUGGCGACAGGACCUUGUGGGAUCGAGUUCCGAGAUGCAUUCACCUGCUUCCACUACAGUGCGGCGGAACCUAAGGGCUCCGACUGCUAUGCCGCGUUCCAGACUAUGCAGGAUUGUAUGGCCAAGUAUCCUACAGUGUACAACAGGGGAGACGAUGAGGAGGAUUUCCCUAUGGUGGAGGCAGACAAAUCUGACACAAACAAUGUGAGUAACGGUAAAAGUAUAGAAGACAGCAAGAGUAAUAGUGUGGUUGAGAAGAAGAAAUAGUGUGGGUACUCGGGUAGUAAGGUAUAGUGUUGUUGAUGAAGGUUAUAUUGUGCAACAGUUAAAAUAUGUCUAAUACUUACAAUGUUCUUAACAGAUAAUUACUAGAAAAGCUAGAUUUAAAUUUGGUCUUACAUUUUGUUUAACAGUUAACACAUAUUGUGUAUUUUACUACUUACUCAGUAAGUACAACUUGUGUAACAAAGGAAUUUAAGACAUGUAAGCUAAUUCAUUUUUAUUUGUUAUCUGUUUAAAUGACAUAUAUUACUAUUCUGAUGUCCUCUUGUUAUUAUCGUACUGAUUAUCAAUUAAAUUGAAAUGUGUACACAAUAAACACAGAUUAAUAGCUUUUAAAAAUAUUGAUUUUAUAAAAAUGUAAAAAUAUUUUGUUUAAAGUUCUUUAUAGCACAUGCACUUUAUAAUGAAAAACAACAUCACUCUAAUAAUUUAGUAUAAAGGUUUACUUAUAAUUGUGAUAAAAUAUAUUAUGUACGAAUUAAAGGUAAUUGUCAGAGGAAUGUAGUGGCUUUUUUUUUGAAAAAUCAUAACUUAUUGUGUCAUGAUUCAAGUGUUUUAGGGUAAGAAUAUUAACUACAUUAAAUUAAUCACCAUAAUGUGAACAAUAUCAUGUAAUGAUUACUGUUUGUUCUUUUCUCUUAAAUGUUCAUAUAAAAUAUUCCAAGACAGUUUUAACUUUGUAAUCAUUUGAAAGGUGCUUGAGCUGGGCGAUGUUAGUAUGUUUAGUAAACUUUUGUUGUUAAUUUUGUUAUUUUUUGUGCCUUUGUACUUAUGCUAUAGUAAUAUUAUUAGAUACAUUCAUGAACAGUAGUAUUAAGUGAAAAUAAACAUUACAAUGCCCGCCA